Messenger RNA from Danio rerio (zebrafish), 3534 nucleotides. Lineage: Eukaryota; Metazoa; Chordata; Actinopteri; Cypriniformes; Danionidae. The record is from RefSeq and is a predicted model, not a curated record.
CAACGACGGAAGUGGCGUUGAUUUUCGCGCAAGGAAACUCGUCCUGCUCCUGGCGCGCCAAAUUUCAAAGCACUUCCUGGGGAGAGGAGGCGAUAAGGUUCAGCACGGAGCGCCGAUAAAACACUCUUUGUAGCGUCUUACAAAACAUACACCUUCAUUAUUUGGGUAUGUCACGCUUUUAAUGAAGAGCAGCAUCUGAUCAUCACACUGCAUUUCCACUUAUAAUACUUUUCAAACAUAGACAUUUAGUGCAGAAAUAUCUGUGCUGCGACAUUAAUUUACCCUCAGAGCAUUUUAUAAUUCCUUUAGCAGUAUGACUCUUGUGUCAUAUUUUAUCUACUAGACACAAUAACCUUCUUUGAGGCUCUGAUUUUAUAUUCUCCUGCUGAGGAUCUUCGAUGGAGAACCGUCAGUGCAGUGUUAUGUGAGUGGAGCGGCUGUUUUUUAUCUGUUGCAGUUUUCCGACACAUUUUUAUAUGUGGGAUGUCAAAAUGUCGUGUGGAGUUCAGCCGUGUUUUCAGCUGUUGAGGAUUGGCUUGUCUAAUAGCAAUAGCAACAGCAGCAAUGGGAAUGAAUCCGCAGACCCCGUGCGGGACCUGUACACGUUUCGUCCCGCACUGACGCAGUGUGUGUUUCGACUGGGACGAGCCCCAGAGCUGUGUGACGUCACUCUGGAGUCGGUAAUCGUGUCCCGGAUCCACGCUGAGCUCCAUGUGGAGAGAGAAACCGACGCAUCUGGAGAAGAAGGAUGGAAGGUUCUGGUGAAGGACCGCAGCAGCUAUGGCACCUGGGUGAAUGACAUGCGUCUCCAGCAAGGAGUCCUUAAGGAAAUCUUUGACGGCGAUACCCUCACCAUCGGUGGCCAAUCAGGACGGGCCAGUCCAGAAUUCUACUUCCUCUUCCAGAAAGUGCGCGUUCGCCCGCUGGACUUUGAUGCCAUCACCGUACCCAAAGCUGGAUCUUUCUCCUCUGACAUUAAAAACCGAAUCCGAACGUCUUUAGACCGCAAACCAGACCCAAAUUUGGACAUUUCCAAACUGUCCAUCAACAGAUCCACGGUGAUCCUCAACUCCAUCGGCAGCUUGAGCAAGAUGAACGGCAGCUGCUGGACAUUCAAGAAAAGCGAUAAAAACACUGCUUUAAAUGUGCCAGCGUUCACAGCAUUGGCCCCGCCCACAACCCCGCCCCCUUUUCAAGCCGCUGGCGAGAUUUCCUCUAAAUCUGUGCCUCCAUCCUCAAAGAGCCGACGCAAAUCAGCACACACGGUCCUGCUGGAGGACGACAGUUCCGAUGAUCCUGCAAACCGCAUGGAGGACGGAAGAAGAGGACAGGCCAAGAAAAGACGACGGCUUUAUAAAUCCGAAUCAGAGGUGUUUCAGCAUCCUCUGCCCAAACUGGAGCCACAGUUUGAAGUGGUCAGUCCCUCCGGCAGUGUCUUCAAUGUGGCACCGAACCGGCAGUUCAGCCACAUUAUGAACAUCAGUCACAGUAAAGGUAAUGGCAUCAGUGUGACUCCGCUCCGCCAGCAGCAGAAGGCCUGUCUGUCUGGACCCGGACGAAGAGCGAGGGCCAACAGCUCCCCCAUUUACACUGGCAUGGGGAUCGGAAGCCAGAAUUACAGCCUGACCUCGCCGUCAAAUAGGGUGAGCAAGACGGAGAAGGCCAGAGGGGUGAUAUCACGCUUUCAGGCCUCUACUGGGCGACGGCGUGGACGGCCCAGGAAACACCCUCUCCCGCAGCCCUCCCUGCCGUCUCCCUCAUUCUCCUCUUCCACCAGCUCCUCCUCUUCCUCCAGCUCCUCCUCCUCCUCUUCAUCGUCUGAGGAUGAUGAUGAAGUGGUCGUGGCUCAGGGUGUUGAACCGUGCGCAGCGCUGCAUUGCCGUCUCCCUCAGCAGGACACUGUGCAGUGGAUCCAGUGCGACGACUGCGACGCCUGGUACCACCUGGACUGCCUGCCGCACAAACAUAACCGAGACUCGCUGCUGUUCGACCCCAGCGCAGACUUCCACUGCGGCUGCCAUCGCUGAGCUCCACAACAAACCAAACACACUCAAACCUCCAUGAUGAUGAUGAUGAUAUUAAUAUUACAAUCAAAUCCAUCAAGUAGUAGAUCGCUAGAAUGAGUCUGCGCUUUCUGCUGUGGUGCUUAUUGUGUCUGAUUUGAACACUGAGUUGGAUUUAAAUGCGGUUGUGUUUGAUUCAAAAUAACCAGCAUCCCAUUAUAACUCAACAUCGGAUGCUUUUCAACAGGUCGUGAUCGAUAUACAUGUUUGAUAUAUAUAAAAACGCAAGGAUGAAUUCUCUAAACAGCCUAAAAAUAAGAGUAUAAUUGUUUGGUUUGAAGAGUAUUUUGUAUUUACAGAGGUUUGGAUAUGAUUUGAGAUCUUAUGAUCUUUGGAUCAAGUAUCGAGAGCUUGGAGGAGUUUUCUUAAAGGCAUAGUUCAUCUUUUUGAGGAUUUAUCUGUUGUUAUUUUACUCUUCUACUUGAUAUCGAAGAUGUAGGUGAAUUUUGGUAGAUUUAGCUGGAAAUGUGGUCCUUGGGGGUACCCACUAUGAGCACUUUUAGAGUAUGAAUCAAACAAAGAGGCUGAGCCAAAAAUGACCAUGACUUUUGACUAUACACUAGUGCCGUCACGAUACUGGAAUUCGAUACGAAUCAGUACUGACAAUUUAUAAAACGUCCAUAUUCCACGAACAUUUGAACGCGUUCUUAAACAGCACUGAUUUGUCAUUGUGUUCAUGUGCUCAACAGAAAUGGCUGUGAUUGGCCGUGAAGGUCAUCAGUUCACCAAACUCACCACUGUUUACCGAGUGUAGCUACAGAUACAGACUUUGGAGUGUUUUAAAGUCGCAAAUAUCAGCUGGUCUGUCUAUAAGCUGACAUAUGAGCGGUCCACUAAUGAACUGACUGAUCUUCACAGCUUUAGAGCUUUCCAGUGCCCCUGUAUCUGUUGUUAUACUCGGUAAUCAGCUGUAAGUUCGGUGAAUUGAUGACCUUUACGGUCAAUCACAGUCAUUUCUGUUGAGCAUGUUAACACAUUGGCAAAUAAGCGCUGUUUAAGAACGCGCUCAAAUGUUAGCGAGAUGUAGACGUUUUUUAAAUUGUGUACGGAAUUGGUAUCGAAUUCCAGUAUCAUGACAACCCUACGAUACACUGAGAUUUAAUAAAGCAGGGGGGGGUCCAAACUCGAUCCUGGAAGGCUGGUUUCCUGCAUAGUUUAGCUCUAACUUCCUUUAACGCACCUCCCUGGAAGUUUCUAUUAUACCUAGAAAGAGCUUGAUUAGCGUGUUCAGGUGUGUUUAAUUGGGGUUGGAACUAAAAUAUGCAGAAUACCGGCCCAUAAAGACUGAGUUUGGACACCCCUGUAAUAAAGCGAAAUGAUGUCUGUGCAAGAUAACAAUCAACAUCAUUACCUUUAAAAUGUUAGUUUACUCAAAAAUGCUAAUUAUGUUAUUAAUUACUCGCCCUCAUAACAUUCCAAUCCCCUAAUAUAUCUUCAUUUGUCUUCAGAGCACAAAUGAAGAUAUUUUAGA